Molecule: messenger RNA, 916 nt
Organism: Drosophila ananassae
Lineage: Eukaryota; Metazoa; Arthropoda; Insecta; Diptera; Drosophilidae
Product: skin secretory protein xP2
Exons: 2
Coding region: 94-792 (232 amino acids)
Source: RefSeq, a predicted model, not a curated record
AUAAAAGCAUUGCCCAUCGGUCAGUUGGAUAUCACAGCUCGAUCUGCCUUCAAGCUAAACACACCCAAGAUCCUAAUCCUCAAUCCAAGCAAGAUGUUCGCCAAGAUUGUGCUCGUUGCUCUGUGCGUGGCUUCUGCCCAGGCUGGUCUCCUGCCCUUCCAUGCUCCAGCUCAUCUGGCUGCUCCUCUGGCUGCCCCUCUGGCCGCUCCUCUGGCUGCUCCUCUGGCUGCUCCUCUGGCUGCUCCUGUUGCCACUGCUCCUGUUGCCACUGCUCCUGUGGUUGCCCCCUACGCCUCCAGCUUCAACGCCCAUCGCAUCAACCACGCUGUGGCCUACCCAGUGGCUCCCGCUCAGGCUCCAGUUGCCUUCGCCGCCCCCGUUCCCGCCCCCCUGCCUGUGCCUGUAGCUGCUCCCGCUCCAGUAGCCUUCGCCGCCCCAGCACCCGCUCCAGUGGCUUUCGCCGCCCCAGCUCCUCUGCCAGUGGCUGCCCCUGCUCCAGUUGCCUUCGCCGCUCCCGCCAAGAUCCCAUUCGGUCUGCCCGCCAUUGCUGCUCCGGCUCUGGCUCCGGCUGCUCCUGCUCUUGCUGUGGCCCCUCCUAAGGUAGCCUUCGCCGCCCCUGCCCCGGUGGCUGCUCCUCUGGCCGCCCCUCUGGGAUUCGCCCCCGCCCCGGCGCCAGUUGCCUUCGCUGCCCCCGCCAAGUUCGGAUUCGCGCCUUUCGCCGCUCCUCUGGCUGCUCCCGCGCCUCUGGCUGUGGCCCCCAAGUUCGCCGCCCCUGCCCCCUACUUCUUCUAAGGAGUUAGCCCAAGGAUCACUCAGCAUCAACACCCUUUCAUCCGUCCUAUUAGCUUGUAGGCCUUAGUCCCAAUUUUCAUCCCUAGAGAGCACAAUGUUUGGUGAAUAAACAAUGAAUUUUUAA